Messenger RNA from Cinclus cinclus, 4233 nucleotides. It is a transcript of the gene CAND1, whose product is annotated as cullin associated and neddylation dissociated 1. Gene Ontology annotation, biological process: protein ubiquitination; SCF complex assembly. The transcript has 15 exons. Lineage: Eukaryota; Metazoa; Chordata; Aves; Passeriformes; Cinclidae. The coding region runs from base 216 to 3908 and encodes 1230 amino acids. Gene Ontology annotation, cellular component: nucleus. The record is from RefSeq and is a predicted model, not a curated record.
CCCGGCGCCGAGCGCGAGCGGCCGCGCGCGCCUCCCCGCCCCUCCCGCCGCGUUCGCCGCAGCUGCCGCCCCCGCCCCGCCGCCCCCGGCCCGGCCCGGCCCGGCCCCUGCAGCCGCGGGCGAAGUGGAGCCGGCGAGGCCGGGAAGACGCCGCCGCCGUCGCCUUCUGCUCUCCUCCUUUCCCUGCCCCCCGCGCUCCGGCCGGGUCCGUCAACAUGGCGAGCGCCUCGUACCACAUCUCCAACCUGCUGGAGAAAAUGACAUCCAGCGACAAGGACUUCAGGUUUAUGGCUACUAAUGACUUGAUGACAGAACUACAGAAAGAUUCUAUCAAGCUGGAUGAUGACAGUGAAAGAAAGGUGGUGAAGAUGAUUUUGAAAUUACUGGAAGAUAAAAAUGGUGAGGUGCAAAACUUAGCUGUCAAAUGCCUGGGACCUCUGGUGAGUAAAGUGAAGGAGUAUCAAGUGGAGACCAUUGUAGAUACCCUCUGUACAAACAUGCUUUCAGAUAAAGAGCAGUUACGUGACAUUUCAAGCAUUGGUCUUAAAACUGUGAUUGGAGAACUUCCCCCAGCUUCCAGUGGUUCUGCAUUAGCAGCUAAUGUUUGCAAAAAGAUCACAGGACGUCUCACUAGUGCUAUAGCCAAGCAGGAAGAUGUGUCUGUUCAGCUGGAGGCACUGGAUAUCAUGGCUGAUAUGCUGAGCAGGCAAGGAGGACUGCUUGUUAACUUCCAUCCUUCAAUUCUGACCUGUCUGCUCCCCCAGCUGACCAGCCCAAGACUUGCUGUGAGGAAAAGAACCAUCAUUGCUCUUGGUCACCUGGUUAUGAGUUGUGGCAAUAUGGUUUUUGUUGACCUCAUUGAACAUCUGUUGACAGAGCUGUCUAAAAAUGAUUCCAUGUCAACAACUAGGACCUAUAUACAGUGUAUUGCUGCUAUCAGUAGGCAAGCAGGUCAUAGAAUAGGCGAAUAUCUUGAGAAAAUAAUCCCUUUGGUUGUAAAGUUUUGUAAUGUAGAUGAUGAUGAACUACGAGAGUACUGCAUUCAAGCCUUUGAAUCUUUUGUUAGGAGGUGUCCUAAAGAAGUUUAUCCUCAUGUAUCUACUAUUAUAAGCAUUUGUCUUAAAUAUCUUACUUAUGAUCCUAAUUACAAUUAUGAUGAUGAAGAUGAAGAUGAAAAUGCUAUGGAUGCUGAUGGUGGUGAUGAUGAUGAUCAAGGGAGCGAUGAUGAAUAUAGUGAUGAUGAUGACAUGAGCUGGAAAGUGAGACGUGCAGCUGCUAAAUGUCUGGAUGCUGUGGUUAGCACACGACACGAAAUGCUUCCAGAAUUCUACAAAACUGUAUCUCCUGCUUUAAUAGCCAGGUUCAAAGAACGUGAAGAGAAUGUUAAAGCAGAUGUUUUUCACGCAUAUCUUUCUCUUUUAAAACAAACUCGACCUGUGCAAAGUUGGCUUUGUGAUCCUGAUGCAAUGGAGCAAGGAGAGACACCUUUGACAAUGCUUCAGAGUCAGGUUCCCAACAUAGUUAAAGCCUUGCACAAACAGAUGAAGGAGAAAAGUGUGAAGACUCGUCAGUGCUGCUUUAAUAUGCUGACUGAACUAGUAAAUGUGUUACCUGGAGCCCUAACACAACAUGUUCCUGUACUUGUACCAGGAAUAAUUUUUUCACUAAAUGACAAAUCAAGUUCUUCUAAUCUGAAGAUUGAUGCUUUGUCCUGUUUAUAUGUGAUCCUCUGCAAUCAUUCUCCCCAGGUCUUUCAUCCUCAUGUUCAAGCAUUGGUACCUCCAGUUGUAGCUUGUGUUGGUGACCCAUUUUACAAGAUAACAUCAGAGGCACUUUUGGUUACCCAACAACUUGUGAAGGUUAUUCGUCCUUUAGACCAGCCUACUUCCUUUGAUGCUACUCCUUACAUCAAAGAUUUGUUUACUUGUACAAUCAAGAGAUUAAAGGCUGCAGACAUUGAUCAGGAGGUGAAAGAAAGGGCAAUAUCUUGCAUGGGUCAAAUCAUUUGUAGCCUUGGUGACAGUCUAGGCGCAGACCUGCCCAGCACACUUCAGAUCUUUCUAGAGAGACUGAAGAAUGAGAUCACUCGGUUAACUACAGUGAAGGCCAUGACACUGAUUGCUGGUUCUCCUUUGAAGAUAGAUUUGAGACCAAUCCUUGGGGAAGGAGUUCCUAUUCUUGCUUCUUUUUUGAGAAAGAACCAGCGGGCAUUGAAGCUGGGCACUCUUUCUGCACUAGAUAUUUUAAUUAAGAAUUACAGUGACAGCUUGACAGCUGCCAUGAUUGAUGCAGUCCUGGAUGAGCUUCCACCUCUGAUUAGUGAAAGUGAUAUGCACGUAUCACAGAUGGCCAUCAGUUUUCUGACAACGCUGGCUAAAGUAUAUCCUUCCUCCCUUUCAAAGAUUAGUGGCUCCAUUCUCAAUGAACUUAUUGGGCUGGUAAGAUCACCCUUACUGCAGGGUGGAGCACUUAGUGCCAUGCUAGAAUUUUUCCAAGCUUUGGUUGUGACUGGUACAAAUAAUUUAGGCUAUAUGGAUUUACUGCGCAUGUUAACGGGUCCAGUGUACUCACAGAGCACAGCACUUACUCACAAGCAGUCUUACUAUUCCAUUGCCAAAUGUGUUGCUGCCCUUACUCGAGCCUGCCCUAAGGAAGGACCGGCUGUUGUAGGACAGUUCAUUCAAGACGUUAAGAACUCCAGGUCCACAGAUUCCAUUCGUCUUUUGGCUUUGCUUUCUCUUGGGGAAGUUGGCCAUCACAUUGACUUAAGUGGACAAAUUGAGCUGAAGUCUGUAAUACUGGAAGCGUUCUCUUCUCCCAGUGAAGAAGUGAAGUCAGCAGCAUCAUAUGCCUUAGGCAGUAUUAGUGUUGGCAACCUUCCUGAGUAUCUGCCAUUUGUCCUACAAGAAAUAACCAGUCAACCUAAGAGGCAAUACCUUCUUCUGCAUUCCUUGAAAGAAAUAAUUAGCUCUGCAUCAGUGAUUGGUCUCAAACCAUAUGUUGAGAACAUCUGGGCCUUACUCCUGAAACACUGUGAAUGUGCAGAAGAGGGUACAAGGAAUGUUGUUGCUGAAUGCUUGGGCAAGCUUACGUUGAUAGACCCAGAGACUCUGCUUCCACGACUCAAGGGAUACUUGGCAUCAGGGUCCUCAUAUGCUCGAAGUUCAGUGGUUACUGCUGUUAAGUUCACCAUUUCUGAUCAUCCACAACCCAUAGACCCACUCUUGAAAAACUGCAUAGGUGAUUUUUUGAAAACUCUGGAAGACCCAGAUCUCAAUGUCAGGAGAGUAGCCCUAGUGACUUUUAAUUCAGCUGCCCACAAUAAACCAUCUUUGAUAAGGGACCUCUUAGAUACUGUGCUUCCUCAUCUUUACAAUGAAACAAAAGUCAGAAAGGAAUUAAUCAGAGAGGUGGAAAUGGGACCAUUUAAGCAUACAGUUGAUGAUGGGUUGGACAUAAGGAAAGCAGCUUUUGAAUGCAUGUAUACUCUAUUGGAUAGCUGUUUGGAUAGACUAGAUAUAUUUGAAUUCUUAAACCAUGUUGAAGAUGGUCUGAAGGAUCACUAUGAUAUUAAGAUGCUGACCUUUUUAAUGUUGGUGAGGCUGUCUACCCUUUGUCCGAGCGCAGUGCUGCAGAGAUUGGACAGGCUCGUCGAACCUUUGCGUGCUACAUGUACAACUAAGGUAAAGGCGAACUCAGUGAAGCAGGAGUUUGAAAAGCAAGAUGAACUAAAACGAUCUGCAAUGAGAGCUGUAGCAGCACUUCUAACCAUUCCAGAAGCAGAGAAGAGUCCAUUAAUGAGUGAAUUUCAGUCACAGAUAAGCUCUAACCCUGAGCUGGCAGCCAUCUUUGAAAGUAUCCAAAAAGAUUCAUCAUCCACUAACUUGGAAUCAAUGGACACUAGUUAGAUGUUUGUCUAAUGGGGACCAUUAUGUUGAACCAUAUGAUGCACUGAAUUGACAGGUUAUGAGUAAGAAACAGAAAAAGUAUCUAAUCUACACAUUGUUCCACUUUAUUUACCUUUAUGGAGACAGUUGGCUUUUCCCAUAAUUGCUUUUCUAGCAUUUAUUCCAGAAAUAAAUUUCCAUAGUCCAGAGUUUAACCACUCUUCUUUUAGUGGAUUUGGCCACAUUUGGGAAUUAAAAAGUUGACUCGUGGUGUAUGGAAAUAAAUUCCAACAUCCAUUUGCCCUGUAAUGUUUAGGAUUAAAACGUCAAAAUUUUGUGACCAUGA